Danio rerio (zebrafish) is the source of this 1005-nucleotide messenger RNA. Lineage: Eukaryota; Metazoa; Chordata; Actinopteri; Cypriniformes; Danionidae. The record is from RefSeq and is a predicted model, not a curated record.
UCUCUGAAUCUUCUUCUGACGUGUCAGCUUGGUAAACAGUCGAGUCUACAUGUAAAAUAUGUACAGUACUUUAGUAGCAGAUUUGUUUUACAGUGUAGGUUCGUCAUACCACCAUGAACACUGAUGAUUUUUAAAGAGCAUAAUCAUUUUGUUUAAAAUUAAGCUGGUGCUUCUCCAGACAGGAUGAAUUUUGGUUCUAAAGGCAAAAAGCGGAUGGUUCUGCCGACCCGACCUGAUCCGCCGACAGUGGAGCAGAUAAUGGAGGAUGUGAACCGUGCCUAUCCCAAUGAUCCAGUGUUCACUGUUUUACACACUUCUGCUGAAGAUUUGAAGGGCAUUUCCAGCAACGGUGAAGUGGAGGAGAGGUUCCAGCAGAGCAGGCGCUACAUAGAGCUUCAUGAGCGAUUGCAGGAGGAACGCGGCAAUCUUGCACGGCGGAGAGACGAGUUGCGCGCGGCUGGAAAAUCUUUGGAGAACAGUGUGAUAGAGGUGAAAAGUAGCGCAAUGUGACUUCCGAACAUUCACAGCGCCAUUUCAUGAACUGGAGAUUGACUUUAGUCGAGGAUUGGGCAUGGCACUUGUGAAUGCAUCAAAAUAAAGCUUCAGAUCCAUAGAAGAAUGCUGAGUGUUCUUCCUAUUGGACAUUGCAUUUGUAUACUAAAGUAGGAAGGUUUUAAUCCAGAUUUAAUCGUCGCCAACUGUUUUAGUGUGUUGCAUAGAAAUGAAAGGCACAGGAUUAUAAAAACAUGAUUUUGGAAUGCUGGUCUUUGUUAAGAAAUCACUAGCAUUUGGCUUUAGCCUCAUCAUCAUCAUUUUUUUGCUAUUUGCUCAUCAUCAUCAUUUUUUUGCUACUUUGUAUGUGAUGAAUCUGUUUGGUGUAUUUUGUGUGUUCAAAAUACAGUAAGUACAAAGAUAUUCAGGUUGUAUUGUAAAAAAGUACCUGUCUGAAUAUACUGAUUAGUCAUUUGUUAUUCACAUCAUCAUUUUAAAUCAUGUUUAAAAGCU